CGAAAAUUGUAAUUACUGAGAAAGCGACCCACCCUCAAGUGUGUAAACAUGAUCAUGCUCGUCCUGCGCUAAACAAUGAUGACAAUCACACUCUCAACUUCUUGAGUACCUAAAAAUUGUCCUAAAAUAUCAUGUCCUCAGCAGUGUGGAAGAAGCAUGGAGGGCAGGGCGUCUUCGUGCCACUGCGCUACUUGCUUGCCUUGCUUCAGCUAAUCUUCAAUGGGAUCACAUACAGAUAUCCGGAGGUACUACUAGUACUCGCUGGAUAAGAUGAAUGUGUGAACGCAGGAAGUAGGCUUUGAUCUUCCACCAUACCAUACGACCACACGACGUACAGCUCCUGUUUUUCAUACCAGAAACAGAGUAAGUAAGUAGC
Amoebophrya sp. A25 is the source of this 376-nucleotide messenger RNA. NCBI's taxonomy places the organism in Eukaryota, Dinophyceae, Syndiniales, Amoebophryaceae. The record is from the annotation of a GenBank genome assembly.